Molecule: messenger RNA, 5354 nt
Organism: Aedes albopictus (Asian tiger mosquito)
Lineage: Eukaryota; Metazoa; Arthropoda; Insecta; Diptera; Culicidae
Gene: skd
Product: mediator of RNA polymerase II transcription subunit 13
Exons: 7
Coding region: 1-5115 (1704 amino acids)
Biological process (GO): positive regulation of transcription by RNA polymerase II
Cellular component (GO): mediator complex
Molecular function (GO): transcription coactivator activity
Source: RefSeq, a predicted model, not a curated record
AUGACCGUGUGCGUCGGGAGCAGCAAGCAGCGGGAGCUGCCGAAGCCGAAGUGGUCAAACAAUGCUUGCAAUGAUCGGUCAGUCGAUGGAUCGAUCGAGUGGUGGCGCAGCGCACCACCCGAAGACAGCCUUCGGACGGUUGACGCCUGGAUGAAUCAUCCGGUGAAGCGAUUUCGACCAAACGAUGAAUCCAAAUUGUCCCAGCAAAUGCGAGGAAUGGAUCUGUACGCAGAUCAGAAACACUCGGAAAAGUAUUUGCAGUCACUGCAGAAUACUGCUCCGGAUGCAGUGAAUCCCACCAGGCAAGAUCAGCAGGACCCUUUGGCAUUGCCGGAAGACGCGGAUCAUGCGACGGGUCUGCUGAGUGAAAGCCAAAUCAAAACAGAAAUAGGUUGUGAGCGAGGCGACGAUAAUGGUCCAAUGCUGGGAGCGCACGAGAUUAAAAAGGAGAAAGAGGACAAGGACGAUCUGUUUACGGAGCAAGGCCUUCAACCGGGUUUGGAUGAUCUGGAUCAGUUGUUUGAUGAUAGCGCCAAUUACCAUGACGAUUCAGAUAUGCACGUCAAUACGAGUCCAGCAUCGACCAAAAGUGGCGGAGGCUGCAUGGAAGAUUUGAAAAGAUUUUCCGGGUCGGGUCACCACACAAUGAACCCUGGUAUGUUUAGCCCGAAGGAGCUGUCGCAGAUGUUUCCAACCCCGCCUAGUUUAGAGCACCAUCCAAAUUCCAGCCCCGGCGGAGGUGGUUGCAUGUCGGACGGAAUUAUGAUAGACACGAUGAUUGAACCGGCCGCAGCAAUUCCAGUUCUUGGAAGUCCACAGGAAGAGCCAAUCUAUGAUUGGACGUACGUGUUUGUUCCACCGACUAUCUCCAAGAACGUGGGAUCUACCAAGUACGCUCCACUUCCUCAGCUUCCAAGCCAAUUGAUGCAACCCCCUGUUCCCCAACCUCCUACGUACAAAUCUAGUUCGCAGCUUCGGAAGGAGAAACAAGAACGCGAAAAACUUAUCAAACUGCGAGAAAUGCAGGAACAGCAAGAAGCCCUCCAACAGCAGCAAGCUCAGUUGGAAAACAUUCCACCAAAUGCCGGUGCUGCCGGUAACCUUAUUCCAAAACAGGAAACCCCACUAACCGUACCACAACCGCUCAGCACACCAAAUUCUCUUAGCUUCAAUGGCGCUAACCAUCCGUACUCAAACCCACCUUCGCAGGGACCACAGCCCCUAUCGAGGCCACCCUCAGUGAACUCUCUUCCAGGCGGAAUGAUCGGUUCUGGCGGGAACCUCAUGAGUCCUUCACCGAUCCAUAACGGACUUAUGAACAAUAACCUGUUCCAUCCGGGCAUGGGUAUGAACGUUCCGCUUCGGCAAGGCAUGUCCCCAAUCUCUCCGGCUACCCCAGGAGGCGCCACACCGGGAAGUGGUUCAAUGCGUGUUCCAACUCCUCAAGGUUCCUGUCCCCUUCCGUACCCAUCGCCCAUUGGUGCCAGUGGCGGUUCCAUGCCCAUCAACAACAUUGGCAGUCCUUUCCGGCGAACGCCAAUUCUUCCACCUCCACCGUACGAUGUCGCCGUGGCAUCUCCAGCUACCUCCACCACCUCGUCAUACAAUAACAAACAGUUUGGAAUGGAUGACGGACCAGCAACGCCGUUAGCCGCCGGAAACACCACUCCUUCCCAGCGGAUAGCAAUCGAAACCAGUGCCCUCCUAGUGAACGUCCUUCUGUACGACACCUCGCUCAAUCUCUUCCGCGAUCAUAACUUCAACAGUUGCACGCUGUGCGUGUGUAAUGCGGGCCAAAAGUGCGUAGGAAACAUCCGUGGAGCCGAUUCCGGUCCAUAUCUGGCGCUUCCGGGCACGAGUUUCCUCGGCAGUGGGAAAGGUUCGACGCCUAGUGGUAGCAGUAGCGAACGGGAAGCAGCAAAAUCAACGCCCUCGUCGGUAUCGCAGUUUAAUGGGAACAAUCAUAACAACAACGGUGCCUUUGGUAUGGUGGAUUCACCAGCAGCUGGCGGUGGAAACUCUUCCGGUGUAGUGGCCAUCAGCACGAGCAAUCUUCAGAAUGGAUACUUAGACGAAGACCCGAUCAAAUGUACGUGCGGUUUCAGUGCGCUGGUGAAUCGACGGCUUGCCCACAGGGCAGGUUUGUUUUAUGAGGACGAACUGGAGAUUACCGGUAUGGCGGAAGAUCCGGCAGUCCACAAGAAGAAUUCGCUGCUUCAGUUCUUGCUUGGCAAGAUCAAUGACCACAACGGCAGCAGCAGUGGUAUCAACUGUGAUAUUUCUCCGCUACCACUUCGGAUCAUGGAUCUGUUGCGGCAGCACUGUGCAGUUAUUCAGAGUUCCAGUAAUUCUAUUCACCGAGCUGUGGCUCGUUUCCAAAGUGCAAUGACAGCCAAAAGUUUGGCCAACGUAACCGUACAUAUUCUGGAGUAUACCGAUGCUAAUGAUGUAAUCAGCUUGGCACUGGAACAAAGUCGAUUGCAGGCAAUUAACGAGAUAAAGCUGGAAGAUGGAAGUGCUCUUGCCAAAUCUGGACUGUUGCGAGGGGUGAUGAAUGUACACAAAUGGCCAUAUCUAAGAGCGGGAGGACCUAAGAGCAAUCAGGACAUUGUCAGAAUAAUGAAAUCUAUGCAACCGCUAUUACAGGAUGCCUUCCAUAAAAAGAGCAACACUCGUCUGUGGGAUGCUCCGUACACGAUACAGGGACCACUUACCUGGCGACAGUUCCAUCGAUUAGCUGGAAGAGGUACCGGUCAAUGCGAACCUCAGCCCGUUCCUUCAUUAGUCGUUGGCUACGAAAAGGACUGGCUCUCGCUAUCGCCUUAUGCGAUCCAUUACUGGGACAAGCUACUGCUCGAACCGUACUCCUAUCCUCGGGAUAUUGCUUAUGUCGUUGUGCUCCCAGACAACGAUUUUGUCGUAUCCAAAGUCAAAACCUACUUUAAAGAACUCAGUACAACCUACGAGAUGUGCAAACUCGGCCGGCACAAUCCGAUCAAGGGCUGGGACGGAAUCCUGCGCGUGGGCUCGAAUCGCGUCCUGAAGGAAACGCAAAACUCCAGCAUGGACGAGUGGUUCACCAGUUUGGGCGACACCCGGCUAAGCGAAAUGCUUCGACUGUAUGCACAAACGUGCCAACAACAGUUGGCACCCUACCUAUCCAAAGUUCCAUCGGAUAAGAGUUUACUCGAUCCACCGGAAAACCACAACGCAUCCGCUUCGGCACACGCUUUGGCCCUGGCCCAAGCCAGUUCCACACCCAAUCGGGACGGACCGGGGCAGAGUCCGAUGCCUCCACCACCGCCCAGUACGCCGGAUCCAUCGCAGCCGGGAGACAAGGCACCCAGCACACCGAAAUCCGAUAAUGACCAAGAAAAUCGUGAUACCCUGAACACAUCCAGUACGAGUCCAGCCGAUCGGAUGCAGCACGAUGAUGAUGGCAAGGAGCCGCCGCACAUCGUCCUGUACAUGGUGGAACCAUUUACCUGCGGAACUGAUGCACCGGAAAUCGAACGGCUCGCCUGUUUAUCGCUGCUUCGGUGCUAUUCGAACAUUCUGAACACGGUGCCGGACUCGAUCCGAAGUAACAUUAGCGUGCAGCUCAUCUCGCUGGAAAGCAUCAUGGAGCUGGGACGAAGUCGGAACCGGUUACGGCUGAGUGACCACAUGCGCAGUCAGGCGUUGAGUAUAUUUUCGCAGAGCCGUCGCUACAUGCAGCAUCUGAACAACGUCAAGAGUCUGACCGGUUUCGGAACGGCCGCUAACGCCGAGCAGUUCAUGAAGAACAAGGACGAAAAGAAUCGAGCUCCGUAUAAGCUGUACACCCCACCGUACGUGUUGGCCAAGCUGUGCGAGAAGAAGGAAAGUUCUGAAUCGUUCGGCCAAACCAGCAUCAAGCAGCAGUGUUCGAUCAUGUACUGUAACUAUUGCCUGAGCGAGGAUCAGUGUUGGCUACUGGCGGUGGCCACCGACGAUCGAGGGGAGUUCCUGGAAACUGCUACCAUCAACAUCGACAUUCCGAACCGCGUCCGACGGAAACGUGCUUCUGCGAGGCGGCUUGGACUCCAGAAACUGAUGGACUUCAUCUUGGGACUAAUAUCACAGACGGUGCAACCCUGGCGAAUCGUGAUUGGUCGUAUUGGUCGGAUAGGACAUGGCGAACUGAAGGGCUGGAGUUGGCUGCUGGGCAAAGAGAAUCUCCGGAAAUUGUCCAAGCAUCUGAAGGACAUUUGCCAGCAGUGUUCGCUGCUCCAUCCGGUCUCGGUACCGAGCAUCUUGAGUGCUUGCUUGGUGACGCUGGAACCGGACUCGGAGCUGCGCGUGAUGCCCGACCAGUUCACACCGGAUGAACGGUUUAGUCAGCUGUCGAUGCAAUCGCCACUGACGACACCGCAGGAUGUGACAUGCACGCACAUUCUGGUGUUCCCGACCAGUGCGAGGACACAGUCUGCCCAGUCGGCGUUCGUGGCGGAGCACAUCAACGAUGAGCUGGAGCUGACACUCGGAGGAAAUCUCGACGACUUGGGUCUGGGCGAAGACUGCGAUGAAGACGGUAUCAACGGGUUCGACGAUUUGUUCAACAAUUGGGAAGAUAUCGAGAUGCCACAGAAGAUGCCGCAGGAUUCCCGGCAGGGUAGUCCGGUUGGGCAGUUUGAGGGACAGCGACAGACGCCGGGCGAUAGUGGUUCAAACUGUGCGCAGAAUCUCAAUGGCUACACAGCGCAGGAGGCGGAAGAUGUCGGUUCCCUGGCCCAGCAACCGAUGGCCAUCGGGUACCUGGUGUCCACAGCUCCCACCGGUCGUAUGCCGCCCUGGUUCUGGUCAUCCUGUCCGCACCUGGAAAACGUGUGCCCAGUGUUCCUGCGGAUAGCGCUGCAUCUGAACAGCUUCCAGAUCCUGCAGAACAACGAUGAUCCGAUGAUGCAGUCGCAGUCCACCACGGAACAUCCGCUCGAUUCGAACAUGACGGCCGACGUGCUGCGCUUCGUCCUGGAGGGAUACAAUGUGCUCUCCUGGCUGGCCAUGGACUCGAACACGCACGAUCGGCUGUCCUGUUUGCCGAUGCACGUGCAAGUGCUGAUGCAGCUGUACCACAUGAUGGCCGCGUUGGCGUAAGACGCUCGGAGGAUUACGAACACCGUACGGAACCCUCCUCAUAUUGCUCUGUCUGUGAUAUUAGGUAAAAUGGUGGGUGUGUCUUUUGUGUAUGUGGAGGGUUUGCUUUGAAAGGGAUGGUUUUAGUUUGUGAUUGAACAGAAUAACGAAGUGGAGCCAAGAUCUGGUUUUAUACAAUACUGUAAGUUGUAUUAAUUUAUUGAAUCUAUUAUAUUUUUGUUUAGCCAUUUCCCCUAUGA